This is a messenger RNA of Syngnathoides biaculeatus (alligator pipefish), 10154 nucleotides long. It is a transcript of the gene wnk1b, whose product is annotated as WNK lysine deficient protein kinase 1b. Gene Ontology annotation, molecular function: protein serine/threonine kinase activity; chloride channel inhibitor activity; potassium channel inhibitor activity. The transcript has 36 exons. Gene Ontology annotation, cellular component: cytosol; cytoplasm. Gene Ontology annotation, biological process: positive regulation of potassium ion import across plasma membrane; intracellular signal transduction; positive regulation of sodium ion transmembrane transporter activity. Lineage: Eukaryota; Metazoa; Chordata; Actinopteri; Syngnathiformes; Syngnathidae. The record is from RefSeq and is a predicted model, not a curated record. Bases 671 to 7729 code for a protein of 2352 amino acids.
GUUUUCAGAAGAGUCCGUACCUGUAUCCCGCCCCCUGCUCGAUGACCGUCUUCAUGUGUGUGAUGUUGGCCAGGAACAGAGCGAUGUCCAGCAUGCCCUCGGCCGCCGUCUUCUUGGUUGCGUACAGGUUCAUGUUCAGUGACAAGGAGAGAAUCGGACCAAAGUGGGGCAGGUUAGGCCAGGCUAGGCCUACUUAACCAGCAACCCCUUUCAGAGGCCCACAAAGGUCAACCUCCACAGACGGCUCAGUGGACCGUGGAUUCCCUUCAUAGUUUUCUCUUAUCAGGCGUCAGGAGGCCCAGACAACAUAAUUUGGCUGUCCAUGCCUUGGUGGAUCCCCACUGGAUGUUGGCACCAGGAUGGAUUUGGGUGUUGAUCUCACAGGCGUCACCUCCUCGCAGUACUUGCACCUCCUCUGCUUAGAUUGCCUGUUGAUCUCUCCCUCCCUGGUUUUCAAAGGAAAGCCCCCCACUAUCUCCUGGGGCUUCCCCCAGCCCUCCGUAGGGACUUGCAAGAAUGUUGUUGUCUUAGGUUGAACCACUUUGGAUCACAGAACAUUGUUUGGAUGAUGCUCCAUUGCUGUUCCCCGUUAGUUUACUUUUUUAUGAGUGGUUGAGGAGGUGAAACCUGAAAAGAAUUCCUCCUUGGUGGUAUACAACAAAGGGGAAGGAUGUCAGACAGUAAAAGCACCAAUAAAGCGGUGAAAUUCAUCGCCCCAGCCCCUCCGUCGCCGUCACCUCAGAACCCCCGCAAAAAUUUGAACGGGUCCGCCAGUUCCGACACGCAUGUGGUCGAGAAGCUGGAGGGGGACCCGGAGGGCCACCAGGAAGUCCAACGGCGGCAGCGGCGGCACACGAUGGAUAGAGACUCCAAGACGGCCGAGCAUCGAUUCUUCCGCCGGAGUGUCAUUUGCGACUCCAACGCGACCGCCUUGGACCUGCCCAGCAAGGCGGCUGUGAUCCUCAUGUCGCCGCCGGACUGCGGGGGGACACCCAUAUCGUUUGCUUCUCAGCUCUUGGGGCCUGGGCCCGCAGAGACAGAUCCCCGGGAGGGUCUCCAGGGGCCCUCUAUUGAAAGUGCCACCCCUCAGCCUUCUUUAGGGCUUAGCGUAGGAUCUGGAGAGGGGCCAAACCAUGAUGUAGGCAGGGACAGACUGGCACAUGCUAGUCCCUCCAGUAGUGGUGUUGUACUUAGUGCAGAACGGGUAAAAGAUCCCAGCGCGACGGUGUUCGAUGUCAAUAACAAAACGGGAGACAAACAAGACGAAGCCGCAAAAGAUGGAAAGUCAGCCGAGGAAAAGGAGAGGGAAACGGAGCUGGCCAAAGCGCGCGCCGAGCAGCGGGAGGCCGAGAAGCGAGUGCAGGAGGAUAUCGAGGAAGCCGAGACCAAAGCGGUCGGGACGUCACCGGACGGACGCUUCCUGAAGUUUGACAUCGAGAUCGGGAGAGGCUCCUUCAAGACGGUGUACAAGGGGCUCGAUACGGAAACUACGGUGGAAGUGGCGUGGUGCGAACUGCAGGACCGGAAGCUGUCCAAGUCGGAGCGGCAGCGCUUCAAGGAGGAGGCCGGGAUGCUGAAGGGCCUCCAGCAUCCCAACAUCGUCCGCUUCUACGACUCGUGGGAGGGGCCGUGCAAGGGGAAGAAGUGCAUCGUGCUGGUCACCGAGCUCAUGACUUCGGGCACCCUCAAGACCUACCUGAAACGCUUCAAGGUGAUGAAGAUCAAGGUGCUGCGUUCGUGGUGCCGGCAGAUCCUCAAGGGUCUCCACUUCCUGCACACCAGAGCGCCGCCCAUCAUUCACCGCGACCUCAAGUGCGACAACAUCUUCAUCACCGGGCCCACCGGCUCGGUCAAAAUCGGUGACCUGGGCUUAGCCACGCUGAAACGGGCCUCGUUUGCCAAGAGCGUCAUUGGCACUCCUGAGUUUAUGGCUCCAGAAAUGUACGAGGAGAAGUACGAUGAAUCUGUGGACGUUUACGCCUUCGGGAUGUGCAUGCUCGAGAUGGCCACGUCGGAGUACCCCUACUCGGAAUGCCAGAACGCCGCCCAGAUCUACAGACGAGUCACCAGCGGAGUGAAGCCCGGCAGUUUCGACAAGGUGGCCAUUCCAGAAGUGAAGGAAAUCAUCGAGGGCUGCAUCAGAACCAACAAAGAUGAACGAUACGCCAUCAAGAUCCUGUUGAACCACGCCUUCUUCCAGGAGGACACGGGGGUCCGGGUUGAGCUGGCGGAGGAGGAUGACGGGGAAAUGAUCGCCAUCAAGCUGUGGCUCAGAAUAGAAGACGUCAAGAAGCUCAAAGGAAAAUACAAAGACAACGAAGCCAUCGAGUUCUCAUUCGACCUCGUCAAGGACGUUCCCGAAGAUGUGGCCCAGGAAAUGGUUGAGUCUGGCUAUGUGGCCGAGGGCGACCACAAGACUAUGGCCAAAGCCAUCAAGGAUCGCGUGUCACUGAUCCGGAGGAAGCGAGAGCAGAGGCAGCUCGUGCGAGAAGAGCAGGCGAAGAGGAAAUUUGAGGCGGAACAACAACAGGCACUCAAAGCGUCUCAGCCGGAGGUUGAGGAGACGGAGGCGGAGCAACAGCAUCGCUAUCAGCAGCUGGGCACCUCACACGCAACUGAAGGCGCGGACAGCGGUCAGGGCUCCUCGCUUUUCUCCGGCGACUGCCCCCAGCUGGGUCAGCUGACCAUGUCCUACAGCUGCCCGCCCGCCACCCAGCCUCAGUCGCAGAGCCCCUACCCCUCCACAGCCGGAGGCGCCGCCACUGCGCAGCAGCACCCGGCCUACGCCCAGCCUCCGCAGCCAGUGCAGCAUUCAAUGGCGCACCCCUACAGUGGAGGAGCGAGCACAGGAGGAGGAGCAGGGGGGAGCGCCCCUCUUCCUACGCUACCAGACCCCCCUACUAUUUUCUUCCCCUCCAUCCCCGAACGGCCCAUUUCCUUCUCGCCUCCUCCGACCGCCCCCCCGAAGGCCUACAACACGCAGCGGCGCAAGAGCACGUCUAUUCUGGAGGCUCACACCCGCCACUUUCAGCCGGCGUACCCCCGAUACGGGAGCAGCUUGCACCCCUUCUCCGGCAUGGAGGGCGUGGACCCUCCCGCUCUUUUCAUGGCCAACCCCAGUUUCGCCACAGCCGCUCAGAGGCUUGGAGUCGGGGAGCACCUGCAUCUCCCGGGACAAUCGGAACCGACGUUCUACGGCUACAAGGACAGGAGGGCGGAACACGAGGAAGUUGUGAGGAGACUGAGUUUAAAUCAAGCGGCCUUACUGGACCAUUAUGAAGCCAUAGCGUACGGCGGCUACCCGAUCACCGCGCAUCAGCUCGGCCUCUUGAGUUUCCAUCAGCAGAGGCAAGCGGCUGCAGCGGCUGCGGGUUUGGGCUACGAUUCUGGUCCUCAGCCAGGUUUCCUGCACCCUCACAUCAUGCAAAGACUGAGCGCCCACAGUCCAAUCCCUGCGCCGUUACCGCCGAUGAACCAACCCAGCGGUUGCCCCGUUUCUUGUUCAUCCACUGACGCGCAACACCACGCGCCGCCUUCCACCUACCCGAUGUCAGCGCCGCCCGUCAUGGCUGAAGCGCCGCCGCCUACGGGAAGCGUUUUCGACUACCAUUUAGCUGCCGCGGCAGCUGCCGCCGCUAGUGACCCGAGCCUGCUGGCCUCCAGACUGUACCGAGGCCGGAGGAGUUCUAUGGAUCUCCCUCUGGAGGAAAACACCUCAACGGGGUCAGGCGGCUCCGGCUCGUACGUUCGACUCCAGCCGGUAACGGAGGAGAUGGGUUCCUACAUCAGUCCCGAGCUGCCCUUACCGCCAGGAAGUCUCCUCCUCCAUCACGCGGUCCUGAGCGCCAAAGACCGAAGUCCUGAACCAUCCAGCGAUUCUCUGCAGUCCUCCGAUGCAGGAGAGUUCCAGUCGCCUCCUCCCUCGUCCCGCCAUUUCGACUCCUCCGCCGCUCGGUCCAUCCCGCGGUCGUCGUCCGCUGUAUUCUGUGAUUCAACGGAAAGCCAGGCGCAUCCGCCCUCCAUGCAGAGUUUUCUCCCUCCCACGCCGUCCUCCAACCCGGAAGCGUCGGCGGCCCAACAGGAAUCAGUCGUUCAGAGCGUUUGGGCCCGACAAGGAGGGGUGGUUCCCUCCCAGCCCGACAUGACGUACCAUGAGUCAUUACUGGCCAUGCAGGCCAAUAACCCCGCACUGAUUUCAAGCUGCCAGCCUGCCCCAGGUUCCCCGAUUUUAGGACCAGUGGCCCCGCAAGCGACCUCUCAAGGGACCCCGCAGCAGUCUGUGUCUCAGCCCUCCGACCUGUCCCACUUCCAGCUGCAGCCACCCCUGGUACAAGCAUCAAUAGAGAGCGGCCACUCUGAGGGCCUGAGCGAUGGCAACGAGGGAGGAGGGGGAGGCCGCCACGAGGGCCGCUCCACCAAGCGGCACCAGAGACGUUCUGUGCGCAGCCGGUCGCGGCACGAGAAGAUCGCCAGAGCCAAACUCAACGUCCUCAAUAUUUCCAACCGAGGGGACCGAGUAGCAGAGUGUCAACUGGAGACGCACAACAGGAAGAUGGUCACCUUCAGGUUUGACCUGGAUGGUGACAACCCUGAAGAGAUCGCCCAGAUCAUGGUGCAGAGCGAGUUCAUCCUGGAGAGCGAGAGGGAGUCGUUCAUCGAGCAGGUCCGGGAGGUGAUCGAGAACGCCGAUGAAAAGGGCUUGGAGAGAGACGCUGGCGGGCAGAUGACCAGUGACGCGGCACAGCCGAAUCUUGCGAUAUCAGUCCCCGCGCCAGGACAAGUGGUCCACUCCGCGGGUCGCAAGUUCAUCGUCAGCCCCGUACCCGAGGUCAGGCUCAAGGAAUUGGGCCUUCCCGCAUCUCCCUUACCAUCCACUGCAUCUUCUGUCGAAACGGUUCCGACUCAAGGGUUGGGGUUGUCGAAAUCAGCAGGAGCAGUCAGCUUACACCAAGCCUUCUCGGAGCUACGACAGAACACAAGCCAGUUGGAUCCGGGACCGAGCACCGCCCCGGCCUCCGUGCCCUCCACCCAUCCUCUCGCCUCCCAGGCAUUCACUCCUGCAGUUGAAGCUUUAACUGGCAGCGGCAUUUCUAGUUCAAACCAGGAGGUCUCUGAUGCCUCCCCCACUCCUUCCUCCUCUGCUCCUCCUGCUUCAGUGCCUUCCACCUUACCCCUCACCAGUGUCUCCAACGUUCUCCCGACGAUGCUCACAUCCCCUCCCCUCUCCCUGGUGACCUCACCCUCGUCGACACUCCCGGCCAGUGAAACUCCGCUCGAUUAUCGUCCGCUCUCUCCCGUAUCAUCGACUUCGUACACCUCUUCCUGCGUCGCCUCCGCCACGCCCGUUUCCGGCCCUCAGUUCGCUUCUUCCUCCGGUGUUUCUUCAGUCCAACCGACGCCCGUGCACUCGCAGCCACAGAUAUCCGCCCUGCCCGGACAGACACACGCUCACUGUAGUGAAUGUGACUCGAGGUGCGACGCAUCCAUGGAGUGCCAAAGCAAGCCGGAUGACAUCCAAGCUCUGGAGAAGAAGCUACGCUCGCUCUUCAUGGACCUCGGGGGUGGGGCGGUUUCCCCCCAGGGCGACCUGCUGCCGACCGACACUACCUCCGGCGCCUCGGUGGGGGGGACGUCGUCCCCGCUGGGCACCUCCGCCGCAGCCGUCGGCCCCGGCCAGACUGCUAGUCCUCCUCAGCCCCCGACCACCCUGGCGCUGGGCUCGCCCAGCCCCGUGCAGGGCCCCAGCACUCCUAUCUCCACUUCUUCACCAUCUGUCAACGCUGCCACCACCUUUGGCCAGAACACUCCAUCCAAAACUCCCUUAUCCAGGGUACCGGCCACUUCUCCUUCAGAACUUCCACCCUCCCUCCCUGGACUCUCUCUCACUCAGUCCCAGCAGCCUCUAGAGGACCUGGACGCUCAACUGAGACGAGCCCUGAGCCCCGAGACGGUUUCUCUUGGCACACCCGCACAGGCUUCCCAUGGCGCCACUCCUCUGGCGGGACAACCAACUCCCUCGUCUCUGGAGGAAGACGUCUCUACAAAUGCUGCUCCUCAAGCUGGAAUCAAACUUGGGAGAUUUCAGGUGUCGCUGGCCGCUGAAGGGCCUCGUCGGCAGCCUCCAGCCUGCACGGAAUCCUCCUCCACCACUUCUUCUUCUUCAUCUUCCUCCACAACUUCAUCGUCGUCGUCCUCCAGUCUCUCCAGCCCAGAAAACACUUUGCAUAAGGACUCCUUGUCCCCGCUCAGAGCGGGAGGAACAAAGGGUGGAGAUGUGGUGGAUGGACUUCCGCGGAAAAUGCUCGGCGUGUCCCAACGCCCUUCGCCUUUCUCCUCGCCGUGCCCCUCGCCAAAGCCCGCCGCAAUGAUCGGACGCUUCCAGGUGAGCACCAAUUCUGACGCCCAGGUAGGCAGGUUUUCCGUCAGUCUGACCCAAGAGCAGAGCACUGAACCCAGGCCGUGGUCGCCACCCCUUGCCCGGGCUGCGAACGGCCCCGCCGAGCCGGGCCACUCCCCGGUUCCGGACGCUGCCCACAAAACCUCCCUGCCCGGUCUGAACAGCAGCAACUCCUUCAACAACUCCUACAUAAGCAGCGACAACGACUCGGAAUUUGAGGACGAAGACUUCAAGCGGGAGAUCAACCGCCUCCGGGAAAAACACUUGAGCGAGAUUCAAGCCCUCCACACGCGUCAGAAGGAAGAAAUAGACGGUCUCUUCACGCGGCUGGGAAAGGUUCCUCCAGCCGCUGUACUUCCUCCGGUCAUCGCCUUGGCCGGGAGGCGGAGACGACCCACCAAGAGCAAAUCUUCCAAAUCGUCCAGAACCAGCUCCUCGCACGGUAGCAAGAGUCCGCCUCAGCUAGGCAGCGCCUCGUCGGCCCAGAGCGUCCCGUCGUCGUGCCCCGGCCGGCUGGCCCGGUCGACGCCGGGAGGACUCGCGGACGCAGGCGCCGGCCGCCGCGGCGGCGAGCGGCCCCUCGACGCGGCCCCCUCCGCCGACAUCCUGUGUUCGGCCUACGCGAGCUCGGCGGCUCUCUCCGUGCCCAGCUUGUGCGCUACCACCCCAGGGAAGAUGGUGAAAAAAGUCUGCCCCUGCAACCAGCUCUGUAGGACCAACAGCACCAACGCAGUGAGCGGUUCCGGCCCUCUUUGUCAGAGCCAGGGGGGCUCCCAGUGUCUCAACAUAUCAGCCCCUCACCAGCGCAAAGGAACCUUCACCGAUGACCUCCAUAAACUGGUGGACAACUGGGCCAGAGACCUCUCACAGGGUAAGAAGAGCACCAAACAGCUGCAACAGGCAACAACACAAGGGCACAGCUACGAGGUGAUCCAGUCCGCCAGUCUGGGCAGGAAGUUCUCCGCCCCGAGCCAGCUGUGCCCGAGCAGCGUCGCCGCGUCCGCCCACCUGCCCUGCAACCCGACUACCUCUCUGGCUUCCCGCAAGGGCUCGCUGUGCCAGCCCCUUACCUCCCCUGCGCCACCCCACCCUCACCUGCCCCCGCCGCACUUCAUCCCGUACGCGCCGGCCCCGGCCUACACCGCGCAGUGGUCCGGGCCCGCUCAUGGGGUCUCGGCGCCGCACGCGGGGCCCCUGCUGGUCAGCGCUUCUCAGACGCUGGGCCCUUACGCCGCCUCGAUGAGCGGCCAGAUCCCGGGUCAGGGGCCCUUGCACGCGUUCAUGCACAAGUCGGUCAGCAACCCCGGAGGACCCAACACGAGGACCACGUAGGGGUUAGCGGAGGGACUCGUCGGAACGCCGGCCCGACUGGACUCGGGGAUCGAUGGGUUAAAGAAGAGGACGUUUGCCAAAGAGGGUCGAUCUUAGGUGAAACUCGGGAGAGCACAACAACACUGAAGAGCGCCUCCAUUUUGCUCAGUCUUUGCUUUUAGCUCUUCUAGCUAACAUGUGCAAUGUGUGUAUAAAAUCGAGGAGGUACUUUUUUUUUUUUUAAAGCAUUCACUUGGAUGCAAAUCAGAGGUCUUUGAGUACGAUUGGUAGCCCCCCCACCCCUCCUGCGUCAAAGCAAUAACACGACAAACAUUGAAAAAGGCAGACAACAAAGCGAAGUGACCUUCAGAACAAGAUCUUGAGUUUAGAUUUUCUUUCUUGAUUUGAUUUGGCUUCGUUUCGCGUUGCGCACACGGACACGCGCGCCUCUUCGUUGGCUUUUCUUGAGAUGAAUAUUUCCCUUCGUGAAUGUCAUCGAUAAUAGUUAUUCUAUUUAAAAAAAAGAGAGGGGAAAAAAAAAUACAAAAAAAAAAAUCUGGUGUGGCCGGACCUGUUACACGCACACACUUUUUGGUGUGGUGGGACAACAACACUGUGAUUAAAAUUGUUUGUUAGGAGUCAUAACAACAAUUUGGGGGAGCAUCCUUUCACUGCUGUGCUCCAUUUUUUUUCCCCAACUAAAAAAAAAAGAAAAAAUGCCUUAAUCGAUAAUUCAGCCACCAUUUGACCUCCAAUUGAAAUAUGGAAUGCUAGCUACUUUUUGUUUUUUUUCUCCUUCCACAGUACUUAAAUACGACACUUUAAACGCUCCCCUUUUUGCCCUGUUAGGUAAAUGUGAAUGUACAAAGCAGCAAGUUUUUAGUUCGCUUUCUAGUGCCUUGCUCGACCCGCCGAGGACUCGCUCCUCCCCGUAGAAACACUGGAGAGCGCACGAGGACCACAUGGGAGUGCCGUCGUUUUUCUCCGAGUCUAGGGAGGACGUACCGUAUAUAAGACAAGGAUUGUAUUAUUAGAAAGAAAGCCAUGUUUGUGUUUCGUUGUCUUUUGUGACUUGCGUCCGUUGCUCGCACCCACGUGCUCAAAAACAGCCACUUGAGUUUAGCGUAACGUCGCCAUUAGCUGAGAAGCCUCAAAUUUACGAACGAAUGAACGCAGCGUUUUGAAAUACCGAGCUGUAACUAACAAAAGUCCUCAUGCCCUCUUUUUGAUAAAUUCCUUUAAAUUGCCCCCCCCCCUUUUUUAUGUGGUCAUGGGUAAUUUAGCGCUGUAAAAAGUCUACACACCUGUGUGAUAUUUAAAAAAAAAAAAAAAAACAUUGAAACUUUGACCAUUGUGAUCAAAAACAAAAACUUUUUUUUUUAUGUUAAAUUUUUCACGCCGGCCAUCAUUUAAAGUGCCUCUCUGUCGCCCUAAAUAAAUGUCAGAUGUUCUAGUAGGCUUUUCUUUACUUUUUUGGGGGGAGCCAUUUAGCACAAAAAGUAACUUGUGCUCGUUUGCUGUUUUAAGACGUUCAUAAUUCCUUCCACGGCUCUGUGAUAGUAGCGUGCACACUUGUGCACCCAGAUUAUUUUCUCCCAAAAUGACUAAAAAGUUAUAUGACAAUAAUGGUGGAAAUGGUUUAUUCUUGAAUACUGAUUCUCUUGGUCUUAUUUUUUAAUGCAUUUCAACAGGGGAGUGUGUAGACUUUUUCCAUCCACCAAUGUUCCCCAAGGGCCACACACGGGCACAACCAUUUUGAGCCCAUGUUGCCAUCGAUGUAAAAUAUUCGUCAAUUACAAUGUAACGCUGAAUUUCUUUGGGCAGAUUCAACACUAAAGGUUUUCUCCACCCAAGCGGCAGCGCUCGAUAGCAACAGGUGGACUUGACUGUGAAGUUCUACUGGGGGACUUGAACUGUGAAACGCUGGUGGUGGUUGUUGUGAAUGUUCUUGCAUUAAAAGCGGGGUGAAUCACAGUCUUUGUCACAGGAGUAGCAUUCGCUCUUAGCUCAUAUUUAGAUGAUGCUGUUGGUGUGCCAUCACAGUACUCACUUCUUUUUUUUUUUUUUUUAAAUCUUACUAGAGAAGUGAGCAUUUCCUUUUUCCAGCUCUGCCAUGUCCAGUAUCGAGCACAUCAUACUUCAAUUUUUUUUUUUAAUAUUUUCAUUUGCUUCCCCAGGAAAAAAAAUAUCCUCACUUGUUUUAUCUGCUGUUUUAUUGUGUGUAGCAGCACCUGCCUAACUCAGUGGUUUCUUUUCUUUCUAUUUGACAAAAAAAAAAACAUGUUUGGAUGUGAAAAAUAAAUCAAAGACAUGGGGAGUCAUCAGCAGCCUUUAACGGUAUGUUUUGCACUAAGUAGAGAGUGUUAAAGCUUCAUAUUAAGACAAAUACAAUGACAUUUGUUACUUUAUUUGUAAAGACUUAAUAAAUAAAUGUUGUUGAAAUGGA